AUGACAAAUAUUACAUACUAUGCCAAUGUGAAGAAUUAUUCAGAAGCUGUUCCUGGUCUCCCCACAUCAUAUGCUGCUAUCCUAAGAAUCAAAUCUGGUAGUUCAUCUUUAGCCUCAUUUAAUUCAAAGAACAGACCACGAUUAAGCAGUCCUUCAUUAGGAAGUGUAUCUUCACCAGGCUGGAGAGGAACCACACAACAUUAUCACUCCCCGACAAAUCUCUACCACUUCUCAGAUACCUUCAAACAUGAUGAAAGUGUUGAUUAUGGGCCGGUGUUUGUACAAGAGCCAGAUGAUAUGAUUUUUCCAACUGAUUCUGAGGAAAAGAAACUGUCCCUGAAUUGUCAAGCACGUGGAAAUCCUGCUCCCACCUACAGAUGGCUUCGAAAUGGAACUGAAAUCGACAUUGAAAGUGAUUAUCGCUUCAGUUUAAUAGAAGGGAGCUUGAUCAUCAGCAACCCCAGUGAAAUGAAAGAUUCUGGACAGUACCAAUGUUUAACGACCAACAUGUUUGGCAGUAUUUUAAGCAGAGAGGCUGUUCUUCAGUUUGCAUAUCUGGGAAAUUUUAGUGGUCGGACAAGAAGUGCUGUAUCUGUACGUGAAGGUCAAGGAGUUGUUCUGAUGUGCUCCCCUCCACUUCAUUCUCCAGAGAUCAUCUAUAGCUGGGUAUUUAAUGAAUUCCCAUCUUUUGUGGCAGAAGACAGCAGGCGUUUCAUCUCUCAGGAGACAGGCAAUCUCUACAUAUCCAAGGUGCAAACAUCCGAUGUUGGCAGCUACAUAUGCCUGGUGAAAAAUACAGUGACAAACGCCAGAGUUUUGAGUCCUCCUACGCCUCUGACACUGAGAAACGAUGGUGUGAUGGGGGAAUAUGAACCAAAAAUUGAAGUCCAUUUUCCUUACAUACUUACAGCUGCAAGGGGAACUACUGUUAAGAUGGAGUGUUUUGCACUUGGAAACCCUGUUCCAACAAUCUCUUGGAGGAAGGUUAAUGGUCAUAAUCCAAGUAAAGCUCGCCUGAGAAAAUCCCAAGCUGUGCUUGAAAUACCUAAUGUGCAGCUAGAGGACUCAGGAAUGUAUGAAUGUAAGGCUGAAAACUCUCGUGGAAGAAAUGUCUUCAGAGGACAGCUACAAGUAUACACCUACCCACACUGGGUGGAGAAACUCAAUGACACCCAAUUAGACAGUGGAGAUCAGCUCCGAUGGGAAUGCAAAGCCACUGGAAAGCCAAGGCCCACUUAUCGCUGGCUGAAAAAUGGAGUUCCUCUCUGGCCACAGAGCAGGAUUGAGAUGAUUAAUGGUGUUCUGAUGAUCCAUAGUGUGAAUGUCUCAGAUGCUGGAAUGUAUCAGUGCUUAGCAGAAAAUAAGUAUGGUACGAUUUAUGCCAGUGCUGAGCUGAAGAUUUUAGCUUCAGCUCCCACUUUCCCACUCAAUCAAAUGAGGAAAACAAUAAUUGUUACCAAAGGCCAAGAAGUUGUCAUUGAGUGCAAGCCAGAAGCCUCUCCAAAGCCAACUAUCACUUGGAAGAAAGGCGACAAAGUGUUAAGGGAGAAUAAGAGGAUAAUGGUUCUUCCACAUGGGAGUCUGCGAAUCCUGAAUGCUUCCAAGUCUGAUGAAGGGCGGUAUUUAUGUCAAGGUGUAAAUAUAUUUGGAUCUGCAGAAAUCAUUGCAUCAGUAUCUGUUAAAGAGCCUACAAGAAUAGAGCUGACUCCCAAGAAGAUUGAGUUAACAGUUGGAGAGAGCAUCGUCCUCAGCUGCAAAGCCCUUCAUGACAGCACAAUGGAUGUCACCUUCUACUGGACGCUCAAUGGGCAGCCAAUUGACUUUGAGAAAGAGGGUGGACACUUUGAAAGCAUCAAGGCACAAGCGUCCUCUGCAGAUUUAAUGAUCAGGAACAUCCUCCUGAUGCACGCUGGGAGAUAUGGUUGCAGGGUCCAGACCGCAGCGGACACCGUGUCAGAUGAGACAGAGCUGCUUGUUAGGGGUCCUCCUGGUCCCCCAGGGGUUGUAAUAGUGGAGGAAAUUACAGACACAACAGCAACACUCUCCUGGAGUCCUGGGGCAGACAAUCACAGCCCUAUCUCCCUCUACAACCUGCAAGCACGCAGUCCAUUUUCUCUUGGCUGGCAGACCGUAAAAACAGUUCCAGAUCUGAUAAGUGGUGACAUGGAGUCUGCUAUGGCUGUGGAACUGAACCCUUGGGUGGAGUAUGAGUUCAGAGUAGUAGCAACCAAUAAAAUUGGGACUGGAGACCCAAGUGCACCAUCGCGAGUGAUCAGAACCAAUGAAGCAGUGCCAAAGACACCUCCAGCUAACGUGAGUGGCAGAAGUGGAAGGCGACAUGAAUUAGUAAUAGCAUGGGAGCCAGUGUCAGAAGAGUUUCAGAGUGGAGAAGGAUUUGGAUAUAUUGUAGCCUUCAGACCCAAUGGAACGCGUGGGUGGAAGGAAAAAAUGGUGACAUCUUCAGAUGCCUCAAAAUUCAUCUACAGAGAUGAAAGUGUCCCACCGCUGACACCUUUUGAGGUGAAAGUUGGUGUUUACAACAACAAAGGAGAUGGUCCCUUCAGCCCUAUUGUGGUCAUCUGCUCAGCUGAAGGAGAACCCACUGCUGCUCCCAUCGAUGUCAAAGCUACGAGUUUAUCUGUAUCAGAGAUUCUUGUUGCGUGGAAACAUAUUAAAGAAAGUCUAGGAAGACCACAGGGAUUCGAGGUUGGUUACUGGAAGGACAUGCAGCAGGAAGAAGCAGCAGAAAAGGUCAAAACAGAGGGAAAUGAGUCAUCCCUCCUCCUGACAGGAUUAGAAGGAAACACAUUAUAUCACCUAACAGUGAGGGCAUACAAUGCUGCAGGGUAUGGACCACCUAGCACUGCUGUGCAUGCAGCAACCAAGAAAUCCCCUCCCAGCCAAGCACCAGGCAAUAUUAUGUGGAUACAGGAUGGCUCACAUGUGUCUCUUGGGUGGGAGCCAGUCAGACCUCUAGCUAAUGAAUCUGAUGUAAUGGGAUACAAGGUGUUAUUUCGGCAAGAGGGCCAGAGCAAUAGCCAAGUUAUAGAAACACAGAAAACCUCUGCAGUGGUACUUCUUCCUGAUGUUGGGGUCUACAUCAUUGAGGUCUGUGCAGUCAGUGAAGGAGGGGACGGUACUGCAAGUCCCCAGAUCAGAGUUCCAUCUUUUUCAGGAGGGAAAGUAACAAGUGCUCAGUCCACCUUACAUGUGUUGUCUACUUCCUCAUCCUCUGUAACACUGCUUUUGGCAUUGAUGGUACCUUUGACCUCAUGGUGAAGGCUGCAGAAUUUGUUGAUGUUGUUAUUUGUUUUCUUUAACUUGAUGACACCAAGGGAUGGAGUUUUAUGUCUGUGGAGAAACUGAAAACUCAAGCUAAUACUUAAAGACCCAUCAAAAUGCCUGUGCUGCACUUAGAGGAGUGUUGGAGACACGGUCGAUAAUUCAUCAGGUUUUUAUCUCUUCUUUAUUUGUAAAAGUCCUCUGGGGAGGAGACCCUUCUUGGCCCAAAGAUA
Vidua chalybeata is the source of this 3515-nucleotide messenger RNA. It is a transcript of the gene CNTN5, whose product is annotated as contactin 5. The coding region runs from base 1 to 3279 and encodes 1092 amino acids. Lineage: Eukaryota; Metazoa; Chordata; Aves; Passeriformes; Viduidae. The record is from RefSeq and is a predicted model, not a curated record. Gene Ontology annotation, molecular function: protein binding. The transcript is spliced from 23 exons.